This is a messenger RNA of Peronospora matthiolae, 2535 nucleotides long. The record is from the annotation of a GenBank genome assembly. Lineage: Eukaryota; Oomycota; Peronosporomycetes; Peronosporales; Peronosporaceae.
AUGGAAGAAAAAUCUCUGGGUGGCAGCAAGUAUCUGCUGCUGAUCGUGGAUGAAGCCAGCGGAUGCAUGAAGGGUUUUUGUCUGCAUUCCAAGUCAGAGAGCGAAGAGUGCAUCAAGAAGUACAUCACGAUGAUACAGACGCAGUUCAACAAGAAGGUCAAAUUUGUGCGACACGAUGGAGCCCGCGAGUUUGCGACGAACUCGCUUCAAGAUUUCUACGAAGUCGAAGGCAUCGAGCAACAAACCACGGUGCCAUACGCACAUCAAGCCAAUGGAACUGCUGAACGCGCGAUUCGAACUAUCGUCACCAUCGGUCGUAGCAUGCUCCAUCAUGCCAAGUUGGACAAGUGCUUCUGGGCUGAAGCGGCAAUGACGGCCGUCUAUGUGAAGAACCGUUUGCCGUCACCCAAGAUUCCACACAAGACACCGUUCGAGAUUGUCUACAAUUCUAAGCCAAGUGUCAAGCACAUGCGCGUUUUUGGGUGCCAAGCAUACAUCUUGACCCCGAAGGAGAAACGACUCAAGUGGGAUGCCAAGGCUCGUGCAGGUGUGUUCAUGGGAUACGAAGAAGUUUUAAAAGCGUAUCGAGUUUACGACAUCGAAGCGGGGCAGGUGAUGAUAAGUCGCGAUGUCAACUUCGAUGAGUCGGCCUUUGGAAUGUCGAUGCUGAUUUCCGAUGACGAUGUUGAUGGCCUGGACUUCGAAUCGAUCGAUCUUGAUGAUGAAGAACCGCGUCCGAGACACUUCAAACAAACAGGAAAGCGCAAGGCCCAACCCAGUCACGACAAUGACGACGCAAGAAUGCCCCGAGCAGUGCGCCAACGACCCGGAUUGGAAGAGUCAAGUGCGCCGGAUGACCUCUCUUCACGUCGAGCCAACGAAGAUGAAGAAAGGAAGUCGGAGGAACAACAUGACACACCGACUUCCUCCUCGUUUUGGCAUGCGAGUGCAAACGCCGUCGAAGCAGCGGUCGAUUUUUCGGAGCCGUCGACAUUUGAAGAAGCAGUGUCUGGCCCGGACCAAGUACACUGGCGCAAGGCAAUUGAUGCGGAGCUCGAUUCGAUGAAGCUUCGCGGUGUCUUUCGUGCGGCCAAGUUACCCAACGGACAAAGCGCCAUUGGCACAAAGUGGGUCUUCAAGAUCAAGCGCAAAGCGGACGGAUCCAUCGAGAGUACAAAGCACGUCUUGUGGCAAGCAAAAGGCUUUCGCCAGAAGUAUGGAAUCGACUACACAGAGACGUUUUCUCCCGUGGUCAAGUAUGUGACGCUGCGAAUGGUCAUCGCCAUUACCAAGCACUUUGGAUGGCCCCUCGACCAGCUCGAUGUGGUGACUGCGUUCCUGUAUGGAGUGAUGAAGGAGAAGGUGUUCUGCGCUGUUCCGGAAGGCGUCAAGAUGGAAGGUGAUUUCGACUGUCUCGAGCUGAUCAAGGCGAUCUACGGUCUCAAGCAAGCCUCGCGUGUUUGGAACGAGACCUUCGACGAGUUCAUACGCUCGAUUGGUUUUCAAGCGUCGGGAUUCGAUCCAUGUCUCUACAUCAUGACUUCGGAAGGCCAUUGUGUUUUUGUGCUGGUCUACGUGGACGAUGUCUUGGUGACUGGAAGCUCGCUCGAGAUGAUUGCGCGCACCAAGAACGACCUCAAGACACGCUUCGAGAUGACGGACAGCGGCAAGUGUGCCUUUGUUCUUGGGAUCGAGUUAUUGGACGGUGAAGAUGGCAGCGUGACUAUGUGUCAGCGCCGUUAUGUCGACGAUGUCCUCAAGCGCUUUGGAAUGGAUGAGUGCAAGGCUGUGGCAAGUCCGGUGGACGUCAGCUCUCGACUGGUUCCAAGCAACUCUGCAAGCAAGGUGGAUGUCCCAUUCCGUGAAGCAGUGGGUGCUUUGAUGCAUCUGACGACUGCAACGCGACCGGACAUCGCCUAUGCUGUAAGCUUUGUGUCACGGUUCAUGGAGAAACCCCAAGAAGAACACUGGGUUGCAGUCAAGCGCAUCUUCCGCUACCUACAAGGCACCAAGAUGCAUGGAAUCUGCUACAAGCCAAGUGCGAAGAUCGACUUUCGUGGCUAUUCAGAUGCAGACUGGGCCGGUGACCUUGCUGAUCGCAAAUCGACGUCCGGCUACGUCUUCAUGCUAUUGGGUGCUCCGGUGAGUUGGGGCAGCAAGAAACAGCCAAGUGUGUCACUGUCUACAAGCGAAGCGGAGUACAUCGCGCUCAGCCUGGCGAUCCAAGAAGGCAAGUGGAUCAAUCGCUUGCUGUGCGAGAUCAUGGCGGCUGCAAACGAAGAAGGACCCGAGCUCGUCAUCCGUGAAGACAACCAGUCGUGCAUCAAGAUGACGAAGAAUCCGGUCAACCACGGCCGCGCUAAACAUAUCGACAUCAAGUACCAUCACAUCCGUGAUGAAGUCAAGCGCGGCGAAGUGAAGCUUGAAUACUGCGAGACGACGUUGAUGUUGGCGGACAUCAUGACGAAGGGACUUCACGGACCGCGUCACAAGGACUUGACGGCGGCGCUUGGCAUCCGUGCGUGUUCGGAUUGA